Biomphalaria glabrata is the source of this 2068-nucleotide messenger RNA. RefSeq lists its product as uncharacterized. The record is from RefSeq and is a predicted model, not a curated record. NCBI's taxonomy places the organism in Eukaryota, Metazoa, Mollusca, Gastropoda, Planorbidae. The transcript is spliced from 2 exons. Bases 139 to 1383 code for a protein of 414 amino acids. Gene Ontology annotation, molecular function: scavenger receptor activity.
UUUGUUUUGUUUAAAUGGGACGUCGCGACUAAGAUCCAGAUCUAAAUUUUUAGUUUGACUAAACAGACAACAAAAUAUGACAGCCAAAUACAAAAGAUAAAAUUAAAUGGUUUUCUAUCGUUUUGAUUUGAAGGACAGAUGGACCAUGGCCUACACUGUGCUUGGACAUUACCACUAAUCUUAUGUAUUCUGUACAACAAACAACAGUUGACAUGUGGCGACCUGAACUGUUACUUGGCUAAUGGUAAAUUAGAUGAAGCCCCUUAUGACAUCAACCUUUUCAAAAAAUACAUUCUAUAUUUCCAAAAUGAUUCCAACUCUCAAGUCCAAACUGGCAGUAACUACUUCCAUGCAGAUCUUCAAGUAAACAUAAACCGACAUUUUUUGAACAGUUUUAAAUUCCAUUACUGUUGCCAGUUAGUUGUGAAACUGAAGACAAGAAGAGAAUGUUUUUUAACUCAUCCUGGCAACACAUUGCUCAGCGUACCUCAACUGACCAGAUUUUUAAAACAGAACUUCAUUGAAUCAGGAGAUAACCAAAUUGUGAAAAAUUUAUGUCAAACAUUUUGGAGGUAUUUUUAUGGGCAAGCAAAUAAUUCACACUCACAUUUUUCUGUCACAAGAGCCCCAGGUGCUGUAAAAUUAUAUAUGUCUUGGUCAGCUCAUUGUCUCCUUAUUACGACCAGGAAUUCAUCAAAUAAAUUAGAGUACUUCACAGAUAAAGACUUCCAGUUCACUAUUAUAAAAAGCAAAGCUUCACGCUAUGUAGUGUCAGAGAAGGGAGAUAAAAAAGUAGGCUUCAAAAAAUGCAGUCAAGGUAACUGUUCUCCAUUACACAGACUAACUCGACAAAUUAUGUGUGAACAAAAUAAGUUUGGACAAAGCUGUCGUCACGAGUGCCAUUGUGCACUGUCAAAGGCAUGCAACACAUCGACAGGGCAUUGUCCAAAUGACUUGUGUAUUUUUGGUUGGCAAUUACCCAACUGCAGUGUCAGAAUCUGUAGCCAUGAUACAUUUCUUGUCUACCCUAAAGAGGAAUGCCGUCCUUGUGGAUGCCAAGGUGGGAGCACCUGCCACAUGCUGACAGGAGAGUGUAUGACCAGCUGCGAGAGUGAAGCCUUUUGUGACAAACAAACCUGCAGAAGGCACACAUACUCUCCCCCCAACUGUAACAAGGACUGCUACUGCACAGCUAGUUCAGAGUGUCACCCUGUGACUGGAGAGUGCCGCACAGAGAGCUGCAGCAUGCCAAAUUUAAACCCGCCAACUUGCAGCACUGACAUGGGCGAUGUCAACAUGUGGGAAACUGCCAGUGCUUUGAUGAUUCUUGCCUCUUUCUUCCUAAUCAAGUUUGUUACCUUUAUAAUCUUUGAUAACAUGUGACAGAAAGCGAGCCCACAGAGGACUUAUUACAUAAAUAGUUGGUCCAUCAUCUGAUGUUAAAGUCAAAACAUUUCUUGGGAUAGAAUAAGAAUCUAAUAAAAGAUCUGUAUUCAAGUUGAUAUUUGUUGCUGAAACUCUACUAGAAUGUUGUGCUAGAAACACAAAAAGAAACAGACGAUUCCUUUUUAAAUCAAUCAUUUAUUUCUAUUUUAAAUCCUCAAAAUUGUAUGCUAGGCUUAGUAAUAAUUAUAGCAAAAUAGUCAUUUAUUAGCAAGGCAGGUAAAAGGGUUGGAAAAAAAAAAUCAAAUUCUAAUGUGGAAAAAAAAAAGACUUUUAAAUUUAAAAAUUACCUAUUUAUUAUUUAUUAAAAAAAAAAAAAAAAAAAAAGUCUCUAAAAAAAAUAAUUAAAACUAACACUAUUGUAUGUAACAGCUUUACUGCUAACAUGAAACUUUUUUUUAAUGACAAUAAUUGUCUACUUAAUGCUGUAGAGCAACAUCCAAAAUUAAUGGGGAAAUGCUGGUACUUUGAAGAUUGAAUAUUUGUAAAAAGGAAACAUUGCUUCUGUCUAUAAGCAGCAAUGAAGACAUUUGGCUGGAAUUAUCUAUGAGUACUAACAGGAUAAACCGUCAAUAAUUUAAAAUUACAAUUUAUGUAUAAAGAGCUGAACCAAAAAAAAAAUAAA